UGUUCACUGAACACAACUGUUCGAAACAGGCUAACUGAUUCGCCACUAUUAAUCGGACUCCCUAGUGUGGUGUUUGGUUGGUUUGAGGGUGUUUUUGUGUCCAUCUCAUUAGCGCCACACUGUGGUUGUACUGCAGUAGCGCAAGACGUAGACGGCGCUCUGCAUAGGAGCUGUCCAGCGUCUCGGUGCUGAAACUUGCCCCGGUGGCUCUCGGCUAACAGCAAGAGGCUUGGUAGAAUUUUAAAAUACAGCUUAACAACCCAGCAACGAGUGACAGGCUGAUUCCGAUGCGUCAGUACAUGGACAAAGGGCUGCAGAUAAACAGAGGAAGGGACGUGGUGAGAACGAAGGGGGAAAGAGAGACUGAGUAAGACGUGGAGAAGUGCUCACUCUCUCAGCAUUAUGUCCUGGUCUCUGGACUUGGUCCCGCUUCCCCCAUGUGCGUUGCUAGGUGGUCCUCCCCUCAGCGGACUCCUUUGGACCGUCCUGCUCCUCUUCCUCUGGUACUGCUACCGCGUAGGUUCUGACCCACCAUCCCACUCUGGAAUGCUGAAAAGCAGCUCUGGCCGGUCCUCAUUCUCUCGGUCAUCCAGCCGUUCCCCGGUCAGCCCCAUACACUCUGCCCCUAAAGCAUCUGCGGCCAUCACUAUGGAGGCGGUGGAGGAUGAGGAGGGAACAGAGAGCUACCUGACACCGGUGUUGAGCCAUGCCCCGUUCCCUACCGACGCUUCAGCAGGAAGCAGGAAGUUGUAUAGAGCACUACAGGAAUAUGCUAAGCGCUACAGUUGGGCCGGCAUGGGGCGAAUUCACAAGGGUCUGCGCAAUCAGGCCAGGAACAAUGAUCGCCCAUCUAUUCAGAAGCCUCAUCUUUUCUACCUCCCAGAUGUUCCCAGCAUACCUUUCUUUCCCAGGGAUGCUCAUCGUCAUGACAUUGAGGUUCUGGAGGCCAGUUAUCCCAAAAUCCUUGCUGAGUUUCAGGCAGUGUACCAGAGGGGGAUUGAUACAAAGCUAGGGUGGAGCUACCCAGGACCAAAGGGCCAGACAGUGUUCCCACUUUACACUGCUGGGGUGUGUGUUGUCAGUAACUGCCGUGCGUGUCCGUGUACAUACCGAACCCUCCUCUCGCUCAGAACCUUCAUCAGCAGUAACUCUCUGGGGUCCGCUGGCUUCUGGCUCCUGGGUCCAGGGGCCACACUGGGAGGGGCCUAUGGCCCUACAAACACACGUCUGCGCUGCCAUCUGGGUCUUCAGACGCCUGCUCAGUGUGAGCUGGUGGUGGGUGGGGAGCCUCAGUGUUGGUCAGAGGGACACUGCCUGCUUGUGGAUGACUCCUUCCUGCAUACCAUCUCACAUAAUGGGGGGGCUGAAGAUGGUCCCAGGGUUAUCUUCAGUGUGGACCUGUGGCAUCCUAAUGUGGCUGCAGCGGAGAGACAGGCUCUAGACUACAUCUUUGCCCCGGAGCAGUAAUUCCCAGGAUGCACUGGUCCAACCCACUUCAUGUCGUAGCAAAAUGCAGAAAAUGUUGUUUUAACGUUCGCAAAACAUCUUUUGGUUUAGUUGAAAGUUCACACUGAGGAUAUUUAUGAUUCACUACCACAUAUUUAACGUGUCUCUGUUCAACCGAAACCUUUUGAAAUGUUUUAGUCAAAGUAGUUCAGUCAGAACUGCAGAACUCUUGAGCCCUGAGCACACAGAUACUGUGAUGACAUGCGAACAAUUUUCAAACUUCAUAUCUACAUUUAACUUGUGCCUGUCUUUAUAAUCCCGCGCUCCUGUUCUAUCGUUUUUGUGCCUGAUUUCUUAUCCUGACCUCUCUGAUGUAUACUGUGAUACAUGGUUCUCCGUAAAUACUGUACACGCGAAUCACAGCUAUGCUAUAAAUCUGAUUUUAUUUCAUCAGAUGCCAAUUUAUUUUCAGACCUGUGAAGCACACUGAAGACAGCAAUCUGUAUAUGACCAGACUAAUUGCAUGCGUCGUGAAUUUUGAUCGUGUUGCCAACAAUGCACUUGAUGACUGUCCUGCAAAUCAAGUAUGUAUUCAUCUGAGUUCAAAUAAAACAUUUUGUUAAAUUUAAA
Molecule: messenger RNA, 2076 nt
Organism: Rhinichthys klamathensis goyatoka
Lineage: Eukaryota; Metazoa; Chordata; Actinopteri; Cypriniformes; Leuciscidae
Gene: asphd1
Product: aspartate beta-hydroxylase domain containing 1
Exons: 7
Coding region: 403-1467 (354 amino acids)
Source: RefSeq, a predicted model, not a curated record